GGAAAUUCAACUGCCAGUCUUCUGCGGUGCGCCUGUCAUCAAUCACCUCUGACUGCAACUAGGCCUUAUAUCGAGUGGAUGAUACCCUCUACUUCUAGUUGUGCUAUUACACCGUUUUGAGAAAAGUACAGAAAAAAUGCCUCCUCAAGGGCAAACUGGUGGCUCCUGGGUCCUGUAUGAAACAGAUGCUGUGAACGUGGACACAGAGGCCCCGGUUAUCGUACCUCCAUCGGCCGAAAAAAGGGAAUGGAAGAUUGUGUGGAGAAACGUCAUCCUGAUGGGAUUGCUCCACAUCGGAGGAGUUUAUGGAGCAUAUCUCUUCCUUACUACAGCUAUGUGGCGGACGAGUUUAUUUGCUGUGUUCUUGUAUAUAUGCUCUGGUCUGGGCAUCACCGCCGGUGCGCACAGGCUAUGGGCUCACAAGUCAUACAAAGCUCGCCUGCCACUGCGACUUCUACUUACUCUCUUCAAUACCUUGGCCUUCCAAGAUGCCGUAAUUGACUGGGCCCGCGAUCAUCGGAUGCAUCACAAGUACUCCGAAACCGAUGCUGAUCCUCAUAAUGCGACUCGAGGUUUUUUCUUCUCACACGUCGGUUGGCUGCUGGUCAGGAAACACCCGCAGAUCAAAGCUAAAGGACACACUAUUGACCUGAGCGAUCUUAAGAAUGAUCCCAUUCUGCGCUUCCAAAAGAAACACUACCUGAUCCUCAUGCCUCUGGUCUGCUUCAUCCUGCCGUGCUACAUCCCGACCCUGUGGGGCGAAUCUCUAUGGAAUGCAUACUUCGUGUGCUCCAUCUUCCGUUACGUCUACGUAUUGAACGUGACCUGGCUGGUGAACUCCGCUGCCCACCUGUGGGGUGCCAAGCCUUACGAUAAGAACAUCAACCCGGUGGAAACGAAACCCGUCUCUCUCGUAGUGCUCGGCGAAGGAUUCCACAACUAUCAUCACACUUUCCCUUGGGACUACAAGACCGCUGAACUCGGAGACUACUCCCUCAACCUUACCAAAUUGUUCAUAGAUUUUAUGGCCGCUAUCGGAUGGGCAUAUGACCUCAAGACUGUAUCUUCGGACGUUAUCCAGAAACGCGUGAAGAGGACCGGUGACGGUAGCCACGCGGUGUGGGGCUGGGACGACCAUGAGGUACACCAGGAGGACAAGGAAUUAGCUGCAAUUAUUAACCCAGACAAGACUGAAUAAUCCAACCAGCCGUUUGAUCAAACUUCAUUAGAUUGAAGGGUGUAUUUGUAUUAUACCAAAUGUGAGGGAAAUGUGAUACCACUAAUAUUAUUUAUUUUAUUUAUAAUUCGCAUUGAUAAUGGUUAUCAAGACUUUUAGAUUUAAUUCUUAGAUAUUAAACAAAUGAUGCCCAUCUGUUUUUCGUAGACAGAAUACAAUAAAUAAUCAUAAAAAAAA
Molecule: messenger RNA, 1414 nt
Organism: Spodoptera litura
Lineage: Eukaryota; Metazoa; Arthropoda; Insecta; Lepidoptera; Noctuidae
Product: acyl-CoA Delta-9 desaturase
Biological process (GO): unsaturated fatty acid biosynthetic process
Cellular component (GO): endoplasmic reticulum membrane
Molecular function (GO): iron ion binding; stearoyl-CoA 9-desaturase activity
Source: RefSeq, a predicted model, not a curated record